CUUGGCGACAGUCGUAGUAAUAAGUAAUAAAAUAUAAAAAUAGUAAAGUAUUUAAAGUUUUGUAGUGUUGGUGCAACGAAAUGAAACGUCGUUGUCGGCGCCGGCAAAUCAUUGAUUAGGUAUGUGAUGAAUGUCACGGGUUUGAAUUUAUAGUGCUGGAAGUAAAAUAAACCAUUUUGCAAUAAUAAUGUUAAAGAGGAAAGUAAAAAAGGACUGCUACUGUUAGUAAUGGGGUCGUGUUCGUAUGAAACUAAUAUUCGUAUAAACUAAUAGUAUCCGAUGAACACAAACCGUUUCGUUGUGCGUGAACUAAUUAAUUGCACUUCGAUCAACUUACCACCAUCAUUUCAGUGAAAUCAAAACGGCAUCGUUCAUAAAUUCAGGAUAAUUAUUACAUUUUUGGAAAAACAGUUAAUUCAGUUUUGACAUACUAGCCAAGAUGGCUAUUUGAAAAGAAAUCCUCGAUUUUGCCGAAAUUUUAUCGUGAAUGCUACUAAAAUUUUAGGGUUCCUUCGCUAAUUAACAUGCUCAUUUAAUUUUUUCAAAUUAUCUUUACUAAUCAGAAAAGCCUACGUUAAUAAGUGAUUAUUUUAUUUUUGUGGGUGAUAAAAAAUGAGUCGUCCAGCACGAAUACAGGUACCAGAUGAACUAAAAGAAGUGUUAUUAGAAUUUACAAUUAGUUAUCUUCUGGAACAACCUGGCGAUGUAGUUGAUUAUGCCGCAAAUUAUUUCAAACAAUUAAAAGAAGCCAGAAGAACUGCCUUAGUUUAUGAUCCUAUUGAACCAGGUCCAACCUCCACAGGAUCUGUGUCUUCACCAGAUGAAUCUAUAAUAUCACAAGAAGACGAACCACCUGUAAAUCGUUUUGCGUCCCGUCGAAAAUCAGUUUUUGCUGAAACAUAUGAUCCAGAAGAGGAUGAAGAUGAUGGUACAAAAGUAGUUUAUCCAAAAUCAGAUGAACAACGUCAACGGUUAGCGGAUUCGGUCAAAAACAUCCUUCUAUUUCGCUCUUUAGAAAAAGACCAAAUGCAAGAAGUCCUAGAUGCAAUGUUCGAAAAAACGGUGAAAGCAGGAGACCUGGUGAUCAAACAAGGAGACGAUGGAGACAACUUUUACGUUAUAGAAAGUGGUGUUUUUCAUGCCCUUGUUGCUGAUACUCCCGAAGGGGAACCAAAACACAUUUACACGUACGAUAACAGUGGAAGCUUCGGCGAAUUGGCACUCCUUUACAAUAUGCCGCGUGCGGCUACAAUUAAGGCCGCGUCAGACGGACGUUUGUGGGCUAUGGAUCGACAAACGUUCCGUCGCAUUCUUCUCAAGUCUGCCUUCAGAAAGAGGAAAAUGUACGAAACUCUGAUAGAGAGUGUGCCCAUGUUGAAGACAUUACAACCGUAUGAAAGAAUGAACCUCGCAGAUGCUCUCGUGCCGAAAACUUUUGCUCCUGGAGAGCAAAUUAUUAAACAAGGAGACGCAGCCGAUGGGAUGUACUUUGUUGAAGAGGGGACUGUCGAUAUCAGGGUUCUGAAUGAUCAAGGAAAGGAAAUCGAAGUGAACAAAGUUGUUAAAGGGGGCUAUUUUGGAGAGCUUGCACUGGUUACUCAUAGACCUCGAGCGGCUUCUGCUUACGCUGAUGAUCACGUCAAACUAGCCUUUUUAGACGUGGAAGCGUUUGAACGUUUGCUGGGUCCAUGUAUGGAAAUAAUGAAACGUAAUAUAACUGAUUAUGAGGAACAAAUGCUCAAGAUCUUCGGAUCGAAGCACAACAUUAAGGACAUACGAUGAAUGCUAACGAUCGUCAUCCACUGCCUUCUUGCAAUACUUUCUGCGUCACAUAAAAAGAUAAAUCUAAACAAAAACCCUUACAAUCACUUCUAUGACCACUAUUCGACCACUUUUUGUGCUAGUAUACUGUUACUAUUAAUAUUUACUAUUAUUACUACUAGUUGCUGUGGUGUAUCAUUUAAAUUGGGAGAUAACGAAUUACUACAACCGAUACUUGUCCCGUUACAUUUUAGUUUUCUUUAAAACAACAGUUGUUUUCCAUUUUUUGUUAUUUAAAAAAAAUAAGAUAAGAAAUUGAAGGAAGGGAACCAAAAUCAUGCUAUUAUUAAUGUUAUUGCAUACUAGUCAUGUAAACGUAAAUACAAUUACGGUCACUUUGAAGAAAUGAAACAUUAACUAGGGGGAAAAUUUUAAAUUAAAUGUCAGGUUAACAAAGAUAAAAAUGCGGCAUUCUAUCUCAAAUUGAAUUAUUCGGUGCUUAUCCUUUUCAAAUAAUUUUUCUAUAUGAAUAACGCCUUUUUUUAUUUCCUUUAGUUAAGUACUACGUUAAAAAUAAUCAAAAAUUGAUAUGAAAACCUUAGCUAAACUAAAAAAAAUCGAUUGCGGAAUGGUUACAGAAGAAGGGCAAUAUUCGAAUUUACAUUGUUGUUAAACAAAGUUCUUACGUAACUAAUAAAAAGGUGUAUUUUGUGAGUGUACAUGGUUUUAUGUACAAGUACUAGGUGUGUUUGAUGUUGGAAAAUUAAUAAUAGUUUAAUUUUGCAGUUAUGGAAGCACAUUAAGUACUAUUCAUUACUCAUUAGCCUGGUCUUAUAUACAUACAUUUGAAGUUAAUUAAAUUAAUUCCUAUUAGAUAGGCCAGUAAUCUUCAUUAAGUGAAUUGCAAUUAAACAAUUUUAGAACAAAGAAAAAGAAAUGCUUAUUUCUACAAAGGGUGAUAACUUUAAAAAAAAAAUUAAGCGAUUCUUUGAAAUUUUAUUUUAAUUUGUAAAUAAUUAAAGUUCAGGAAAAAAAAUAUUGACCGCCACUGAUAUAGGUAAUUUUAAUUUGCUCAAUAUAUUUUGAUCUCAUGAGAACUAACAAAAGCCGGAGAUCUGCAUUAGUUUUUUGUGAACAUAUUUUGAAACGAAAUAUUGAAAAGUUAUGAAAGGUAGUAUCAGCUUUAAUGGUUUUAUUUAAAUAUUUGGUGUACACCACAUUUUUAUGUAAGACCCAAAAGUGCUAAUUUUUUCCUAGUGUUUUAAUUUUAAAAAGUACAUUGGAAAAGUGCAGAGAUCUUAUUUCUUUAUUUACGUCGUAAUAAAAUAUAGGUACUGAUAAAAUAAAAAUUAUUAAAAGGAUUGUAUUUUUAGAAAGGACAAACCUCUUUCGUUUUGUAUAAAUUUUAAGGCUGAAAACUGAAUUAAGCUUUAAAAAGAAGUAUGAACAUAUAUUUAUUUUAAUUUAUUUGCUCAGUUGUAAAUGUAUUGAAACUUUUACCUAAUAGUGAAAUGCAUAAAGGAAUUUAUCGUUUUGAAUUUAAUUUACUACAACUUUUACGUCCACCUUAGUGGAAAUAAAAAAACAUCACAUUGUAACAAAACUCUACCUAUCAGGUGAUAUUCAUAUCAUUCAUUUAAUUACUAUACUGCGACUAUUAGUAUAGUACUAUUAAAAACGAUGUUAUUUUUACCAUUGCAAAAUUUAAUACGUGACUUUUACAGUUUUAAAUCAAAAAGAAUUGUGUUGUUUAUUAUAGAAAAGUGCAAGCUUCUUGUAUUUCGUAGUUUUUCUCUUUUUAAUUUCAUUGUUUGAAAAAGUUGAAGCUUCAUUUUUCUAAAAUACCAUAAUCGUAGAUAAGUAAUACAAAAGGAAAAUGCCGUUGUCGAUUAAGAAUGGUGUAUAUGUACUAAGCCUAAUUGAAUUUCAUAUUUUUGCUAUAGGUUAUUCAUGUGCUAAUUAAUUACAUCCAAUAUUUAUUAAAAACAGUGUAAACAUGCAACAUUUACAAAAUGCUUCACUUAUCAGCAAAUAUCAGUAGGUGUGAUGUACUCCUGUAAUUCGAUACGAUAUUAUCUAUUAACCUACGUUCUGUAUUUUUUCAAAUCUUGUAGGCAAUUGUUUUAGAUUAAAUAUUGUUUUUUUCUCAUACUCAUUCGAUCAUGGACUAUUAUUUUGAUAAGUGUGAAGAUACACUACUAUGCAAUUAUUGUUUCCUAUCUUCACCUCCACCUCCUGUAUCUCAGUAUCUUAACCCCUACUUAUAAAACCCUUGUUUAGUGUUUUACAACAUAAAAAGGGUUUAAGAAUUUAUAUUUUUUUUUUGUGUUUACAAAAUUUUACAUUAAGAGCUAAUAUUGAGUGUAUUAUUAGUUACAAGAGUACUUAACAUAAAGUACAAAUAUGAAAUUCAGUUAAACUUAGGGCAAGUCCAUCAUGCUUACCUUCCAAUGUUCUUUAUUAAUGUGUUGUGGCCAUAGGUAGAUAUUAAGUAGAAUAUGUUUAGAGUAAAAAAUAGCGAAAAAAUGUAGUCUUUUGCCAUUACAUGUUAUUGUUCUUUGUUUGUUGUUAAUAUAUUCGUUUAUGUAUGUUCAAAUUUUAAUCAUUAGUGUACUUACUUUAUGUAGUAGUCACCCGGUGAUAGAGCUUCUUGUUAUCAUCUUUCUUUCUAUUGCAUUUAUUAUAAUCAUUAAAGAAUUAAAUAUUAUUUCUAUUUAACAGUCCGUUGUUACCAGCUUUUCAUCAGCCCUAGAUGAAUCUCAUUUUUAUGCUGUACUGUAUAAUAAAUUAAAGGCAGAUAAUGAAUCCAUUGUUGUUAACAAACUAUUAUCAUUACUAAUAUUACCUGUUGUAACUGUUGUGUGCCAGUAUUUUAAUGAAAACCAACCGAAAUUUGUUUCUUAGAGAUGUAAAAAUAUGUACUGCUUCCACAAUGACUAAGCGAGCUUAUAAAAUUAUUUCAACAAUA
Molecule: messenger RNA, 4729 nt
Organism: Agrilus planipennis (emerald ash borer)
Lineage: Eukaryota; Metazoa; Arthropoda; Insecta; Coleoptera; Buprestidae
Gene: Pka-R2
Product: cAMP-dependent protein kinase type II regulatory subunit
Exons: 4
Coding region: 613-1782 (389 amino acids)
Biological process (GO): regulation of protein phosphorylation
Cellular component (GO): cAMP-dependent protein kinase complex
Molecular function (GO): cAMP-dependent protein kinase regulator activity
Source: RefSeq, a predicted model, not a curated record